Molecule: messenger RNA, 2780 nt
Organism: Pocillopora verrucosa
Lineage: Eukaryota; Metazoa; Cnidaria; Anthozoa; Scleractinia; Pocilloporidae
Source: RefSeq, a predicted model, not a curated record
AGCAAAUCAUUUUGAAUUGGAAAGUGACAACAGGCUGACUGCUCCUCGAAAAAGACAGAGAGUGGGUCUGGAAUCUAGUGAUUCAGAGGGCUCAAGUCCAGAGACAGAUGACUCAGUUUCCAGAUCUGAUGGGAGCUCAGACACAAACACAGACAGUUACACAGAGGAAGAGAACUUUGGUCUUAUAGAGGAGAAACCUAUUCUAGCCAAACAAAAAGUUUCCAAGAACACCACCACCAAAAAGCAGACAGCUAGAGCUUCCAAUACAACAAAUAAAAAGGAGAAGAAUAAAAAAGGUGCAUCUGAGGAAAUUCCUGCUAAAAAACCAAGAACUCAACCUAUUAAAAAAAAGAAUAACAAGGAAAAUUCAGGGAAAGUCACAUUUCAAGAAAUGCUCACCAAAAUUGCAGAACCUCAAGUUUUGGAAACAAGCAGUGACUGGGGGAAUGAUACAGGAGUUUUGUUUGAAGAAACAGUCACCAACACUGCAAAACCUCAAGUUUUGGAAACAAGCAGUGACUGGGGGAAUGAUACAGGAGUUUCCUUUGGAGAAACAUUCACCAAAACUGCAGAACCCCAAGUUUUGGGAAAAAGCAGUGACUGGGGAAAUGAUGUAGGAGUCAACAAUAAAAAAGGGAAGGCUAGUGAACCAAAACACAGCCAAAAGAAGGUUUCCAAGAACACCACCACCAAAAAGCAGACCGCUAAAGCUUCCAACACAACAAAUAAAAAGGAGAAGAAUGAAAAAGGUGCAUCUGAGGAAAUUCCUGCUAAAAAACCAAGAACUCAACCUAUUAAAAGAAAGAGUAGCAAGGAUAAUACAGGGAAAGUUUCCAAGAACACCACCACCAAAAAGCAGACUGCUAAAGCCUCCAAUGCAACAAAUAAAAAGGGGAAGAAAGAGAAAGGUGCAUCUGAAGAAAUUCCUACUAAAAAACCAAGAACUCAACCUAUUAAAAGAAAGAGUAGCAAGGAUAAUACAGGGAAAGUUACCUGUCAAGAAACACUUACUGAAACUGCAAGACCUCAAGCUUUGAAAACAAGCAGUGAUUGGGGGAAUGAUAUUGGAGAACCACCCACCAAAACUGCAAAAUGUCAAGUUUUGGAAACAAGCAGUGACUGGGGAAAUGAUAUAGGAGAUCCAGAUGCAUCUGCACCUGCACCAACAGUCAAAAAAGGGAAGGCUAGUGAACCAAAACAAAGCCAAAAGAAGGUCUCCAAGAACACCACCACCAAAAAGCAGACAGCUAGAGCUUCCAAUACAACAAAUAAAAAGGAAAAGAAUGAGAAAGGUGCAUCUGAGGAAAUUCCUGCUAAAAAGCCAAGAACUCAAUCUAAUAAAAAAAAGAGUAGCAAGGAUAAUACAGGGAAAGUUACCUGUCAAGAAACACACACCAAAAUUGCAAAACCUCAAGUUUUGGAAAUGAGCAGUGACUGGAAGAAUGAUACAGGAGUUACCCAUCAAGAGACAAUCACCAAAACUGCAAGACCUCAAGCUUUGAAAACAAGCGGUGACUGGGAGAAUGAUAAAGGAGAUGCAUCUGCACCAACAGUUAGCAAUAAAAAAGGGAAGGCUAGUGAACCAAAACACGGCAAAAAGAAGAUUAAACAGGGCACACCAAAGAUGGCUGAGUUAGAAGGAUUGGGUAUAGAUAUUGGUGACAAGUGGAAAACUCUGGGAAGACGCUUAAAAGUAUCAGAGCAACUCGAAAUAAUCGAUGCGCGAUAUAAUAUUCUUUCUGAAAAAGCCUUCCAGAUGCUUCAAUACUGGACCCAGAAAAGAGGUUCCUCUGCGACCUACAGAGUUCUAAGUGGUGCCUUAAAAGACGACCUUUUAGUACGUAAAGACUUGUCAGAAAAGUACUGUUAUGGUUGACAGUUGACAUAACAAAUAUUUUCUUGUCUUUUAACUCUGAUUUACGAGGGAGUGAGCGGUUUAGUAUGUACUUUCUUUGCUCUAUUUUCUUGUUCUUUCAGUUACACAUGUCACUUUCGUCGAAAUGUUUAAAAUGUACGUCCAAACUUAUGACAGUUCUUUCACAAACAAAACAGCUGCUUAAGAGUCAGAGUUUUGUAACAGCAAACUAAAUACAGUAAGCAAGAGUAUUGUUUCGUGGUCGAAUCUCAGAGUAGAAUUUUAGAAUUUCAAACUGAUCGCUCAACAUACAGGUAGCGAUUAUUUUUAAAGGAUCAGACUGAAACAGAAAGGGCGAUUUGCCGAUUUUUUUUAUUCUUGGGGUAUUGUCUAGUUGGUAGGUUUCUAUCAAAUUUUCAACUUAAUUUUAAUUUUUUUAGAACGGCGUUUUUGUCUCUUUUUCAUGCUGAGCACCAGUAGAUUUAGACCGUCAGUAGUACUAAACAAGUUAACUGGUAUAUCGUAUGAAUAGCUUGUAGGUUGAUAAAUGUAAUUAUUUUAGACUUUUUUUAGGUCAUUAUUACAUUUCUGCGGGUGAAUUGUUGUAAUUUACGAAAUUACCAAGAAAUUGUAAUUUUUACACCCCGUUAUUAAUGUGUUAAUGGAGAAUUCCUCCCAAAAAGUGUUAGAGAAAUAUUUGGUAAGGAUGGCAGUUAUUUUAUCUUCAUGUUAAAUCAUAAAUUUUGUCCGUUAAAGCUAUAGAAGGUUGGAUAGGAUUAUUUUUAUGGAUCUAGGUAAAUACAAAGUUUGUGAUAUUGCACACCUUUUAAAAUAUGGAUUUGGUGUUAAGUUAAAUUAUUGUUCUUAGAUACCUAGUGUCGUAAAAUGUAAAUUACAAUUAUCCGUAAUAAAAUACGUUUAACGU